UUUUUUUAAAAAAAAUUUAUUCCCAAGAAACGAAGGAAGGAAGCAUAUUACAUAAAAAAAUUAUUUAAAUAUCUAUUAUAAUAAUGGCAGAACCAAAAGGUGAAGCAGCAAAACCUGAAGUAGGAAAAGCUGUUGGUAUUGAUUUAGGAACGACCUACUCCUGUGUAGGUGUUUGGCAGAAUGACAGAGUUGAAAUUAUUGCUAAUGACCAGGGUAAUCGUACAACACCGUCAUAUGUUGCUUUCACUGAUACAGAACGUCUUAUCGGUGAUGCGGCCAAAAAUCAAGUAGCGAUGAAUCCUCAUAAUACCGUCUUUGAUGCUAAACGUCUCAUUGGGCGUAAUUUCAAUGAUCAGGAUGUUCAGUCCGAUAUGAAGCACUGGCCGUUCAAAGUCCUUAAUAAGAAUGGGAAACCAUACAUCCAAGUCGAAUAUAAAGGCGAAAAGAAAGAAUUCACGCCUGAGGAAAUUUCAUCCAUGGUAUUGAUAAAAAUGAAAGAAACCGCGGAGGCUUUCCUUGGUACAGUGGUCAAAAAUGCCGUAAUCACAGUACCAGCUUACUUUAACGAUUCUCAACGUCAAGCAACUAAAGAUGCCGGUUUAAUUUCUGGUUUGAACGUUCUUCGUAUUAUCAAUGAGCCGACUGCGGCAGCUAUCGCUUACGGUUUGGACAAGAAAGCCACCGGAGAACGAAACGUUUUAAUCUUUGAUUUGGGUGGUGGUACUUUUGACGUUUCCCUCUUAACUAUUGAAGAAGGAAUUUUUGAAGUAAAAGCCACUGCUGGUGACACCCAUCUUGGUGGUGAAGAUUUCGAUAAUCGUCUUGUUAACCAUUUCGUUCAAGAAUUCAAGCGUAAAUUUAAGAAAGAUAUUUCAAGCAAUGCGCGUGCUGUCCGUCGUUUAAGAACUGCUUGUGAACGCGCAAAACGUACACUAUCGGCAUCAGCACAGACUUCCAUAGAGAUUGAUUCCCUUUUCGAAGGUGUCGACUUCUACACUACAUUGACGCGUGCCAGAUUCGAAGAAUUGAACCAGGAUUUAUUCCGAUCUACAAUGGAACCUGUCGAGAAAGUGCUUCGUGAUUCUAAAAUUGAUAAAAGUCAGGUUCAUGAAAUCGUCUUAGUCGGUGGUUCAACACGUAUUCCUAAGAUUCAAAAGAUGGUAUCUGAGUUCUUCAAUGGCAAAGAACCAAACAAAUCCAUAAAUCCUGAUGAAGCCGUCGCUUAUGGUGCCGCCGUACAAGCUGCUAUUUUAUCUGGUGAUACUUCAGAAAAGACUCAAGAUUUACUUUUACUCGACGUCGCUGCUUUAUCUCUUGGUAUCGAGACUGCCGGUGGUGUUAUGACACCGCUUAUUAAGCGUAACACCACAGUACCCACAAAGAAAUCUGAAAUUUUCUCCACAUAUUCCGAUAAUCAGCCUGGUGUGCUUAUUCAAGUAUAUGAAGGUGAACGUACCCGAACAAGAGAUAACAACUUGCUCGGAAAAUUCGAAUUAACCGGAAUUCCUCCAGCACCAAGAGGUGUUCCACAGAUUGAAGUUACCUUUGAUAUUGACGCAAACGGUAUAUUAAACGUUUCUGCUGUUGAUAAAACAACUGGUAGAUCAAAUAAGAUUACCAUCACUAAUGACAAAGGACGAUUGUCGAAAGAAGAAAUCGAACGCAUGGUUGCCGAAGCCGAGAAAUAUAAAGCAGAUGACGAGAAAGUUGCACAAAGAAUACAGUCACGAAAUGGCUUGGAAAGUUAUGCAUAUAACUUACGCAACACACUUCAAGACGAGAAAAUUUCUGGUAAACUCGAACCAGCAGAUAAGAAAAAACUUGAAGAUGCAAUUCAAGAUUCAAUUACAUGGCUUGAGAAUAACCAGGAAGCAGAGAAAGAAGAAUAUGAUCAUAAACAGAAAUCACUCGAAGAAGUUGCCAACCCAAUAAUGAUGAAACUUUACGGUGGUGCAGGUGGAGCCCCACCAGGCGCCGGAGGUUUCCCACCAGGCGGUUUCCCAGGUGGUGCACCGGGUGGUGCACCCGCUGAUGACAAUGCAGGACCAACAAUUGAAGAAGUUGAUUAAAUGGCUAAGACUUAAUAAUGAGUUGCUAUAGAAAUUAAAAAAUUUUCGCAUAACAAAAUGUAACUAGCUGGAAAAUUUUUUAAAAAAAAGAACAUUUGUUAAAAUUGUUUGCGGUGUUUGUCAGUAAUUUGAGGAGAUAACCCUGUUACAACAUAUUAAUUAAUUCGCGUUUAUUGUAAUUUGCUUUAAUAUUUCCUCUCUAUAUAUUCUAUCUCAUAAUAUAAAUAUGUAUAA
Molecule: messenger RNA, 2303 nt
Organism: Rhizophagus irregularis DAOM 181602=DAOM 197198
Lineage: Eukaryota; Fungi; Glomeromycota; Glomeromycetes; Glomerales; Glomeraceae
Product: Homospermidine synthase 1
Cellular component (GO): nucleus; plasma membrane; cytoplasm
Molecular function (GO): ATP binding; ATP-dependent protein folding chaperone
Source: RefSeq, a predicted model, not a curated record